Neoarius graeffei (lesser salmon catfish) is the source of this 4923-nucleotide messenger RNA. RefSeq names its product alpha-kinase 1 (gene alpk1). The coding region runs from base 164 to 3631 and encodes 1155 amino acids. The record is from RefSeq and is a predicted model, not a curated record. Gene Ontology annotation, molecular function: protein serine/threonine kinase activity; ATP binding. NCBI's taxonomy places the organism in Eukaryota, Metazoa, Chordata, Actinopteri, Siluriformes, Ariidae. The transcript is spliced from 14 exons. Gene Ontology annotation, biological process: protein phosphorylation.
AGGAAACAAACAGCGACACGGAACUCGGAAGUUGGAAAAUCUGAAGCUACAGUGACAACUCGGGAAGAGCACAACAGCCACGAUUUGUGUCCGAUAGGUGAUAUUUUCAUCAGUGAUCUAACACGGUUUAAGGCACUGAAGAAAACUGAAUGCUGUUGAAGUUAUGAACACUGUGGAGUUAGUGGCGCAGCUGGAGGAGUGUCUCCACCUGGCAAGGAGAGAUCUCACUGCAGUGGACAAGGAGAUGUUCAGGAAUGGCAGAGGUGUACUGUCGGCUGACCUGAACACACUGCUGCAGGAGGCGGUGGACAUGAAGUGGCCAUUUGUUGAGGAGAAAUGGCAGUACAAGCGUUCAGUGGCAUCAGAAGACAAAGUGAACACUACAGAGCUCAUUGGCAGACAUCUACCUCAGCUAAUGGCCUUCCUCAGAGCGUCUAUCAUGGCUGCUGAGCCAGCAUGGGCGAUGUCCGUUGUCUUUCUGCUGGACCGCUUUCUUUACUGGAUAGACGGCUCUCACACACUGCUGAAGAUUGCUAAAGCUCUACACAUGCGCUACCCAGAAACCCCGGUUGCCCCUCAGAUCAUAAUUCGGCAGGCCAGAGUCUACCUCAACACUGGUAAACUACAGAAAGCAGAGUAUAUCCUGAGUAGUCUGAUAAAUAACAAUGGAGCAACUGGAUGUUGGAAAUACCAGCGGGAUUGUGAUCGGAUUCUUGUUCAGUCAGUCAGCGUGCAAGUUCGGGGACAGGUGCUACAAAGGCUAGGUUUGUGGCUGGAGGCGGCAGAACUCAUCUGGGCUUCGCUUGUCGGUUUUCAUGUGUUGCCUCUUCCUGAUAAAAAGGGUAUUGGAGCAUCUCUUGGGCUUCUGGCUAACAUCUUGGUCUCUAUGAAUGAUAAAGACUUUGCUACAUUUCAGAAAAAGCCUCAUAUCAACCUGGGGUUUUUAGGAGAUUGUAGUCAUCGACUGCUGUGCGCAGCUCAGGCUGCCAAAAUGGCCACCGUGUACAGUCAGUUCAGCUCUCUGUAUGUACUUACACACAUGGUUACUCAAGGAACAUGCCUCCUGUCCUACAGUUUUUCCAAAGACUGUCCUGCUCCAAAUCAGCACACAUAUCUCGCUUUGGCUAAGGAAGCCUUUGAGAAUGGUUUGCUAACGAAGAAAGAGCAUGAAGUGGUAACUAGUCAACAGGAACUACACACACUCAUCAGAACUGCUUAUUGCUUAGCCACAACCAACAAAUGGAUGUUUGGUCCAAGUGAGCAGGUCAACGCGGCUUUUCAGGCUUGCCAGGAAGCUGUGGUUCUUUUUUACUCUUACUGCUUUAAAGACGACUCUGAUAAGAACGCACUUUCUUCUGAAGUCAUGGUGAAGCUACAACGUGUUAAGGCACUUCUCAAAACGAAGCCCUUCACUAAUUCUGACCCACGUUCAUAUAUUCCUGACAGUUAUCGUGCCAUAGAGGACAGACCAGUCCCGUUCACUAUGGAUGAUUUUGCAAAGGUCAUGGAAUGUUUUCAGAAGCACCACAGAUCGGUAUGUGAAGCUUUUUCUGUGCAGAACUGUGCAGGAAACCAUCAAGAUGCAAGUCAUGCUAACUGCAUUACAGCUGUCCAAACGCCAACUGAGUCACUUGGAACAGACUGUCAUACCGCAAGCCAGAAAUCAAGUGAACAUCAGCUGGGGAUCGAAAACAAAAAUUUUUUAGCUAAGCCCAAAAUUUUAGAUCAGCUUGCAGAAACAGUCUCUGAUACAAUGGAUCGUGAGGAAAAGAAGCCAGAUAAAAAAGACCAACAAGCUAAAAUUUCAAGAAUGUCUGGAGGACGCAGCAGUUUAGGAUCUUCGUGGACAAGUCUGUCUGAUAACAGUGGGAGUUCACCAGUUCUAGUUGAUCCUUUCUGUUGCACAGAAGUAGAUGAUAAUGAUGGUCAUGACAACAAGCAGAAGAGACAUAAAGAUAUUGAAGGUAAAUCUGCUAAUGCUAGCAAUCAAACCAGACCAGAUCUUUCCUGUCAAGCUAGCACAAGUCAUCCAGAGAAGAACAUGCAAGGGCUUUGCACCACUUUGGGAAGUGAAGACGUCGAUGAUGGUGGUACAGGAGCUAGUAUGUCUAAUGUUAACCAUCAAGCUUGCACAGAUUUUUCUUUUCUAGAUAGCGCUAGUCAACAGCAGUCAAAUCCAGAACUUUGCACCACCUUGGAAAGUGAAGAGAAUUGUCCAGUCACCAGUAAUUCUGAUGGGAAAGACAAAAAGACAAGAACUUCAUCAGGGUCCAUUAGUAGCUUGGGUUCUUCAUGGCAAAGUAUCUCAUUCUCUAGAUCACCUCAAAUUGGAGGUUUUACUGAGGUCUUAGAGAACAAGCAAGUCGUCAAUCCAAACUGUGACACGUUACCAAGCGAGGGUGGUCCUGGUAGUUCCUUUGAGUAUCUAAACCUCAAUUCUUCAGUAUCAUCAAUUAACAAGGAACACUUUAGUCCUUUCUACCUCACAGGAAAUGAUGCAAGCAAGGCGCAGAUUGGAAGUUUCCAACACAGACAGUCGUUACCAUCGACUGAACUCUGCUCAUGUGAAUUUUUUCAGGUUGAUCAGUCUGAAGCAACACAAGGAAACACAACUGCAGCAAACAAACCUAUGAAAGGCAACAUAAAGGUUUCUCCUCCUGUUGAAACUAAAGACGACGCCUACGAACAUUCUCAGAUGUCUGGAAAAAUGUUAGAGAAUGCAGAUAGCGAUCAGGGUUCAUCCAACAAGCACAACAGCGUUCUUUCCAAUAUGAACUGUUGUAAUGGUUGUUUUCAGGGUUGCAAGAUGGGAACUGUAGUUUUGACACAGCAGGACUACAGAUCUCUCCUCUCAGGAGUGUGCCAAGGUUGCCUACUGAAGAGGCUUCCAGAUAAACCAUUUCAACUCCGCAAUUACAACAAAGCUUAUAGUGCACUUGUGUUGAAAUACUCCAAGACGACAGACUCAUGGACUGCCUGUGAAACGAAUGUGUAUGUGGGUGAGGUGCUAAAGAUGGAUGUCGAAGGAGGACAGAGACAAGCGUUUAGAGUUCAGUAUCUACACCAGGAAUUACUGCUGGGAAGUUAUGUAGGAAAGGAGUAUUUGAAAGAAAGGAAGAUUGACACACACCUUGGCGAUGUGGAAAGACAGAUGACGGCUCAGUUUUAUGUCAUGGAGUUCAACAAGCGCCUCUAUGAGAACAAUAUCACCACCCAGAUUUUCUACCUUCCCUCUGAGCUACUGCUGCUCCUGGAGUCUGACACCAUCUUGGCCUGUGUUUCGGUGGAGCCAUACAUGCUGGGGGAAUUUGUGAAACUGACCAACAAUACGACGAAAAUCAACCAUGAUCAUUUGACCACAAAAUACGGCAUCGCGUUUGGACACUUCACUUAUGAGUUCUCUAAUGGCCAAGAGGUGGUGGUAGACCUGCAAGGCUGGAUGACUGCAAAUGGGAAAGGAUUGAUGUAUCUUACCGAUCCUCAAAUCCACACACUCAGGAAGCCCAAAUCUGUCAAUAACUUCCACCACACCGGUAUCAGGAAGUUCCUACAGGAUCAGCACGGAAAGCACUGCAACUCCAUCUGUACAAGAGCUGCGCUACGUACACUCCCACUACAGAGUGAAAAUUAGCUCAAUAACAAACAUCACUGAGUUAGUGAUCGUCCAAACUACUGUUAUGUUUUUUUCACAAUAUCGGGCAGCACGGUGGUGCAGUGGUUAGCUCUGUCACCUCACAGAAAGCAGGUUCUGGUUCGAACUUGCUGGUCAAACGAGGCCUUUCUGUGUGGAGUUUGUACUGUAUGUUCUUCCCAUUCCUGCAUGGGUUUCUUCCAGGUGCUCCGGUUUCCUCCCACAAUCCAAAGACAUGCAGAUGAGGCCAAUUGGCUACUCUAAAUUGGAUAUGUAUGUGUGUGUGUGUGUGUGUGUGUGUGUGUGUGUGUGUGAAUGGCUGUCUGUCUCUCUGUAUUAGCCCUGCGAUAGACUGGCGGCCUGUCCAAGGUGUCCCCCGCCUCUUAUCCAGUUUCAGCCGGGAUUGGUUCCAGAUCACACCAGACUCACGAUGGAUAAGCAGUACUGAAAAUGGAUGAAUGAAUAAAUGAAUAUUACAACUGUUUACAUGUUCAUGUUUUCAGAGAGGGCAGCAUUAACGGCACAUAGAUAGAUGGGUGGAUGGAUGGAUGCACCCCAAGUACAUCUGCUACCCCAUUUGAAAGACACUGCCAUACAUAUCAUCUCCUACAAAUUACAGGGAAUUGUAGAAUGUCAGAGUAAUUUUUGCACAAUGUUAUUCAUUUUUAUUUUUUGGUCAUUUCUCUCAUAUACAGUAGGUUCUGAUGAUUUUUGUUGUUGUUGCUGUUGAUGACAUGACUACAACCUCUGUGUUUUUAAGAGACUUAAAUAAAUGAUAGUUACAGCUUAGUAAAUGUUUUGGGUGUGUGUGUGUGUGUGUGUGUGUUUCAGUGUUGGCAUUCCUAUUGCUCUGGAAUAAUUUUUAAACAGGUCAUGAGUUGCUUUAAAACCUGUUGAACAAAUUUUUUUCUAGAGCUUAUCAUCAUUUUUUUCUGGGUGGGGGAGGAAUGUUUAGUUGUGGAAAUCCCCAAUAUUAAAUUGUUUUGCAGUUAGUUAUGUGCAAAUACACUCACUGGCCAUUUUAAUAGGAACUUGUUGUUGAUUCUAAGAUCCCUGUUCUUGACUGCAGGAGUGGAACCCAAUGCGAUCUUCUGCCGUUGCAUGCUGAGAUGCUUUUCUGCUCACCACAGUUGGAAAGAGUGAUUAUCUCAUCUCAUUAUCUCUAGCCGCUUUAUCCUGUUCUACAGGGUUGCAGGCAAGCUGGAGCCUAUCCCAGCUGACUACGGGCGAAAGGCGGGGUACACCCUGGACAAGUCGCCAGGUCAUCACAGGGCUGACACAUAGACACAGAC